This is a messenger RNA of Halichondria panicea, 1980 nucleotides long. RefSeq lists its product as uncharacterized. Gene Ontology annotation, biological process: proteolysis. Lineage: Eukaryota; Metazoa; Porifera; Demospongiae; Suberitida; Halichondriidae. The record is from RefSeq and is a predicted model, not a curated record. Gene Ontology annotation, molecular function: metalloendopeptidase activity; calcium ion binding; zinc ion binding. The transcript has a single exon. Bases 165 to 1778 code for a protein of 537 amino acids.
ACUAUUUAGUGGAGCGUCGUGAUUUCAGACCAGCAAAAUUGCCAAGUGCAAAAAUAAUAUCACAAAUCUCUCUGUGCCUGGGUUUGAUUGGCAUUGCUUUAGCUGCACCUGCAGUUGUACCGCUAACAAGCAAAGAUGCUGCCCUCCCUAACAUAACCGACUGGAUGAAAAAUGGAUUAUUUGAACGUGAUUUGAAACUCUCAAAAGAAUUUAUCUUGGACCACUACAACUUCAGCAGUAUUCCUGGUGGAGAGAAGCUUCGGGACUUGCUUAUUGAAAAGGAUGAUCGAUCCAAUUCCUCAAAACGUAUCGAGCGACGUGGGGCCGUAAAAAAAGGAGCGAUUAAUCUAUGGACUGACGGUAUUGUACGAUAUCGAAUUUCAAGCGGCAUCUCGCAGUCAACUGCAGCAUUGAUCAGAAGAGCCAUGGAUCAUUUUGAAGAUCAUACCUGCUUGAGUUUUGUUACCGCUAACUCGGGAGAUUACAUCGACUUUGUCAACACUGACAGUAGAUGCUACUCAUGGAUUGGAAGACGUGGCGGAAGGCAAGUGAUUAACUUAGAGUCCACAGGAUGCGAACAUUUUGGAGUUGUUGUUCAUGAGAUUGGUCAUGCGAUUGGUUUUUGGCACGAACAGAGUCGACCGGAUAGAGAUCAAUAUGUGAACAUCCUCUUCGGUAAUAUUGUGAGCGACGAAGCUCAAUUCAUGAGAAAGAAUGACAAUGCAGUUGACUCAUUAAACUCCAUUUACGAUUAUGGAUCAAUCAUGCAUUAUGGUCGAACAUACUUUAAAAAACCAGGCUGCUCGGGAUCUGGCUGUACAACCAUUUCAGUUAACAACCAAGUUGAGUACAAUCGACAAGGCAGGCCCUCUUUGGGACAGAGAAAUGCACUAAGUGUUAACGAUAUUAGGCAAACGAAUCUGCUUUAUGGCUGCCCUGUGAUGAAUCUUGAAGUGUAUAUUCGGCACGCUCGAAAUCUUAGAGACACAGACCCAUGGCUAAACGACCCAGAUCCCUAUGUGAGAGUUCAAGCAAGACGGGCCAGCGAUUCCGUGGUGACUAAAUCUACCCGAGACAUAGGAGGAACAACAAGUCCAACUUGGAAUGAAAGGCUUAACUUUGGCUGUCAGAUAUGGAAAAAUUUCGAAUUACAAGUUUGGGACGAGGAUAACUUUUUGACAUUUGGAGACGAUGAGAUGUCGAAUAAAGAGUUGGUCUCAGUGAGUCCUGGGAAUCAUAUCAGCCAAAGGCAUAAUGCGCAUGGUAACGGAUAUCUUAUUUAUGACUACAAAUUGAUUAAAGACACUAAUGAUUGCCGUCCCAAUCGCUGCCAAAAUGGUGGUACUUGUAUUGACGAGUGUACAAGCUAUCGAUGCUUAUGCCCACAAGGAUAUUCCGGAACCAAUUGUGAAUAUCUGUCUGGGAAUCUUGUAGUGUAUGCUCGUUACGGUCGAAAUCUUCCCGACAAAGAUGGGUGGUGGAACAAAAGUGACCCAUACAUGGAGUUUAUUGCAGUAGAUAGAUUCGGUAAUUCGCGCAAACUAACCACAAGUGUUAAGUCGGGAAACCAUAAUCCAAACUGGAACCAGUCACUGAACUUUGGCCGUCGAGCUUGGAGCUACUUUCGAGUAAGGGUGUAUGAUUCUGAUAAUAAUGCUGAUGAUGCAAUGUCCAGUAGUGAGACCUUCUGGUUGCCCAGUCCAAAUUAUUCACGAUCUUACGUUUCUCACAACUGCUACAGUGGUAAUGCCGUGUUUGACUAUUCUUACACUAAAUGAAAACUCGAUAUACUAACUAAAGACUACAUGUAUAGCUACAUUAUAACUGAGAUUUUCCAGUUACUUGUGUUGUGAUAAUUAUGUUGCUGAUUGAUUUUCCAAUAGUAUAGGUUUGAAGCUACGUUAUAGUGUAUAUUUGCUACAUAAUUAUCUGUUUAAAAUUAUUAUCUCAAUACAUCACAAUGAAGUGUUUUUGCUGUAA